UGUUGAUAUCUUACAAGUACUAUUGAGUACAUGUACCUGACAGUAUAAUAUAAAAUGUAAAUAAUGAUAAAUUAUUUUAACCAUAACUGCGAAUAGUAAAAAAGAAAACUAAAAUCUUACAAAAAGUUAAAUACGAUGGAUACAAUAUUAUGUAAGCUUGUCCUGGUAACUUUGUUUGCUGUUUAUUCUGCCACAGCAGAUGUGCCACAGAUUGAGUGCAAUGCAACUGUUGAUGAUACAACGGAAAUUUCGCUACCUUCUGUAAAACUAAAUAUCGAACAUCUGUAUAGCAGUGUAACAAAUGGCGUUCCGUACAGUAAAGCUCCCAGCAUGGUACCAGGGGUUACGUUUGGAGGAAAUAUUUCAUCAUAUGUGGUCAGUGUUAGUGUAUCUCGUUCAAAUACACAAAAAAUUACAUUUGCAUACAAUGGAUCUCAUAUUUGUGCCUCUGCGCAACUUCGUCUAGAAACUGACACCUGCUGGAGUGGUUCCUCAACCGGAUGUAACAAUAAAACAACAACAUGUGAUUCUACUUGUUUUCUGUCAAACGAAUUCUAUGAACGGCAUACCUUGAAACUUUUUGACAGUCUUACGUCAAGUUACAAUAUUGGGACUUGGACAAUGUCAGACUGGCUAUCAGUGUAUACGACAUCAAACAAACAACUAGAAUGUUUCCAUAGAAACGAGGGCUUCUACAGAUUCGAAAAUAGUGAGUACAUUAAAGAACCGAACUUAACUCGGGUUACAUGUCCAAUAGGGCAACGUUGUCGAAUCUCAAUAGGAAAAGUGUUACCUUCGUCUAUUCCAAAAGCAUAUGUGGGAUGUGAAAGAGAUAGCGGACACUAUGAUGGCUGUGAAAAGGGAUGCAGCACUUGGCAGAGAUCACCAACAACCGGAUAUAGAGAAAGAUGGGGUGCUAUGUGUAGAUACUGUUGUUAUGAGAAUUUGUGUAACAACCCCGUUAAAUGCAGUAAUCUAAAUUGCGAUUUAACUUCCACAUGAACAGAAAAUGAUAUGUCGAAUUUGAGUCAUAGGAAUAUUGGAAAUCAUGUGUAUUUUGUCUUGGUUUUAUACUUAAUUUAUUCACUGAUUUGAAGAAUGAAAAUGAACAAUUCGUCUGUCUAUGGCCCCUUUAAAAUUGAUAAAACUUGUUAAUGUUGACUAUGAAUACCCUGUGUUAGAAAGAACAUUCGUACACUGAAGAACUUGAUAUCUAUCAUCAUAGCUGUAACAUUGAUCAUUGUUGAAGUAAUAGUCUGCUAUAAUUUACAAUAUAUAUAAUGUUAUGAAGAUUAUUUUCACAAAUAAGUCUAGGCUACUGCCACAUGUCAAAUUUUAUCACUCGACACUUUUCAUAAACAUCCAUCCAACACAUUGUGUAUCCUGUUGAACUAUAUUUCAUAAUUAAACGUAAAAGUGAAUUAAACUGUAGUUGAAUUACUUUGCUUUAUUUUAUUUACAUUUUGUUAUAAAAUACUGAUAAAAUACAAAACUUUGUGAAUGUUCCUGAUGCGAAAAAGCUUGAGCGGGUUAACAUUAUUAUUUUCAUAGAAAAUCAGUGUUGCCAAUAACUAGGAGAAAGAGAUGCAAAGUAUUUGCAGAUGUCCGGGGAAAGAGAGGGGAGGAAUAAUCCAUUGUGUUGCAGAACAAAGUAAAAACGUCAAAAUAUUAAAGAAAAAUAUUGAUAUUACUGGUGAUCUACCACGCAAUACUCAACAUCUGCAUGAAUCGUACUUGAGGUGUUGUUAAUUGUAGAGCCAAUACUUCCUCAUAAUGAAUGUAAAUUUUGUUUCUUAAAUUAUAGAUGAUCAACUUAUUAACCAUGUUUACAAAUCUUAAUGCGCAGUAGGAUCACAUUUCCUUUGUUGUAUAUCUCUCAAUAAAAUGUUCACGUGAUUCCACUUAA
This is a messenger RNA of Mytilus trossulus (common blue mussel), 1906 nucleotides long. RefSeq lists its product as uncharacterized. NCBI's taxonomy places the organism in Eukaryota, Metazoa, Mollusca, Bivalvia, Mytilida, Mytilidae. The record is from RefSeq and is a predicted model, not a curated record. The coding region runs from base 136 to 1002 and encodes 288 amino acids. The transcript has 2 exons.